Molecule: messenger RNA, 1950 nt
Organism: Linnemannia hyalina
Lineage: Eukaryota; Fungi; Mortierellomycota; Mortierellomycetes; Mortierellales; Mortierellaceae
Source: the annotation of a GenBank genome assembly
AUGCGUAUCAAAAUCUCCGCCGUGAUCCUGUCAUUGGCACUCGCCACGACCACCGUCCUCGCCGCACCGGCCCCCAUCCAACCUUCCACUCCAGACAUUCUGGCCGCAGCCCCCUCGCACUUGAGUCACCUCCAGAAGCGCAACUUGGUGACUGACAAGUUGAAGGGGCUGUUGCAAAAGGCUCUGACCUCCCUUGAAUGUUCAGCAUGUGUCGCAGCAUUGGUCGGCGUCAAGGAUGUCGCGUACCUGAACAAAAAUUGGGUUUUGGAUGUCGUGAAUGAUCUCUGUCCUUCCCUUGCCAAGGAGCCCGCCGAUGUUUGCGCUGGACUGGUCAACUCGCAGGGUCCAGUCCUCAUCAACUCGCUCCUCAAGGCUGAUCUCACAGGCGGUGAUGGCAAGGAGAUCUGCUUCCAAGUCCUCGGAGUGUGCCCAGCCCCUGCCGUCUCUUCAGGAACCCUCACCUUCCCAAAACCCCGCCCCGCAAACCCCACAAUUCACGCCCCCUCCGGAGUCCUCUCCGACGUCCUCCACCUCUCCGACUGGCACGUCGACGAACAAUACACCCCUAACUCUGAGGCCCAAUGCAACCGCCCCCUCUGCUGCCGUAAAUACCCCGACUCCCCCGCCUCUGGUUCCAACAAUCGCUCGGCCUCCAGCUGGGGAGACUACAACUGCGACUCCCCUGUGAAAUUAGGUCAGGAUCUGUUGAAGUAUGUGCCCACGGUUGCUAAGCCGGCUUUUGCGAUCUUGACGGGUGAUGUGCCGCCGCAUGAUGUUUGGGCAGAAACUCCGAGCACUGUUGUGGGCGAGGAGGCGAAUGCGUAUGGGAUUUUGGCGUCCUUGGGUGCAACCGUGUACCCAACUAUUGGUAACCAUGAGAGUGGACCACCCAACCUGUUCCCCACGACAGCAUCGGGCGGAGACGCUUCAUGGCUCUACAACAGCCUCGCAACCGCCUGGUCGCGCUGGCUCCCCGCAUCUGCAACAAACUCUGUGAAAGCCAACAACGGCGCCUACACCGUCUCGCCCACCCCCGGAUUCCGAAUCAUCUCCCUCAACACCAACUUUUGCUACACCAUGAACUUUUAUCUCUACGCGAAGACAACCGACUACGACCCCAACGGAGAACUCAAAUGGCUCAUCACCCAACUCCAAGCCGCCGAAGAUGCCGGCGAGCGGGUCUGGAUCAUCGGCCAUGUAGGACCGUCACAGACCGAUUGUCUCCAGAACUGGUCCGCCCUCUACUACCAAGUCGUCCAACGCUACUCCCCCCACGUCAUUGCCGAACAGUUCUUUGGUCAUACCCAUUACGACGAAUUCGCACUCUUCUACAAUUCCCCUUCCAAAAAUGCGGCUAGCGCGAUCUCGACGGCUUGGGUUGGACCCUCCGUCACUCCUUACACUAACCUGAACCCCGGCUUCAGAGUCUACAAGGUCGAUACAGGCAAUUGGAACAUUUACGAUGCAGAGACUUAUGUCGCAGACUUGACCCAAGCCUCGACCUGGGACGCCAAGGGUACAACUCCAAACUGGCACCUCGAAUACUCGGCUCGCGCAGCCUACACCCCUUACCUCUCCUCUCCCUCCGCCGCCACACAACCCCUCUCCCCCGCCUGGUGGCACAAUGUCACCGUCGCCUUUGAAUCCAACCCAGCAGCCUUCCAGAAGUACUGGACCUACCGCGGAAAAUCCGCCAACAAGAUGCCCGCCUGUACGAAUGGAUCCGCAUGCCCCAAGGAAAUGAUCUGUGACCUCCGAGCGGGCAAGAGUUCUGAUUCCUGUUCACCCAUUUCUAUCUCGUUGAAGGCAAGGUCUGACCAGCGGGCUGAGGCUAUGGAGGCUAUGGCGGGAGAGGCGAUGAUGGACCCCUCGGGGUUGCGUAGCCUGUACAAGCGUGCUCCUCUCAAGCCCUGGAACAAGAAGUUGUGCGGAACUAUCAACAAGCACUAA